Molecule: messenger RNA, 891 nt
Organism: Schizophyllum commune H4-8
Lineage: Eukaryota; Fungi; Basidiomycota; Agaricomycetes; Agaricales; Schizophyllaceae
Exons: 2
Molecular function (GO): protein binding
Source: RefSeq, a predicted model, not a curated record
AUACAACUUUGUCCUUCAUAACCGAAGCACUCAUUGCAGAGGUAGCGGGGUCCAAAUGGGUAGGCAAGCACAACUUGCCGUGGACGCAGCUGACAUGGUUCUGCAAAGCUCAAAGCCAUACACGAGUAUCGGGCUAUACCGCGAGGGCGUCAUACCGGACGCAUCUCAGGCCUUGCAGGCGCAGGGAAUUGCUCGAGACCUAGGCUCUGAACUGGAUAGCGUCGAUGCGGCGAUUCGCCGUUUGCAUGCUCUGCGCGAGACACUCGAAGUCCGCCUACAGUUCACCCGCGCAUAUCUCGCGUCAGUGCGCCGGCUUCCGCUGGAGCUGCUAUCCGACAUAUUCAUCUACUCCGUGGUAGGCCAAGAAGAUCCGACCAUGAUAGCCCUUACGACGCUCUCUCACGUCUGCUCGUCGUGGCGUACUGCCGUUUGGAGCACGCCUGAGCUUUGGACGCACAUUAGCGCGCCGAAAUCUGCACCGCUCGAGCUGAUCUCCACGGAAGUCUCCCUUUCUGGCCAGCGCCCACUCUCCGUGGACAGCAGGCUGAUCAGAAACUGCCAGUCUCUGAAGUCGGUCCUUGCCGAGCUCCUACCGCAUGCAGCUCGGUGGAGGGAGACUUACCUCGAGGGAAAUUGUCGCAAUUACGCCCCCAUAUCACCCCCGGACUUUCGCAUAUUGUACUCGGCCUCCAUAUACCUGACGUCGCCGUUCUUUCAGAACGACAAGCCUCUGAAGUUCCUGGCUCGUGCAUCGGAGCUACGAGAGUUGGCGUUAAUCAUCGCGCUCAAGGUCGGGGAGUCCUCUGCCCUCCCGGAAAUCUUGGGACUGCCGCCACUUCAUCUCACAAAGCUCUCGUUACGGCUAGGAUACCGGUUCGAUGGACCCAUCGC